Cajanus cajan (pigeon pea) is the source of this 1563-nucleotide messenger RNA. The record is from RefSeq and is a predicted model, not a curated record. NCBI's taxonomy places the organism in Eukaryota, Viridiplantae, Streptophyta, Magnoliopsida, Fabales, Fabaceae.
UUUUUUACUCCUUUCUUGUACUGCUUCUGAUUCACCUUGAUAGUAAGAAAUUUUUUUUUUCUUCAAUUUUUAUUAACUAUAUCAAAAAUGUUGUUGUGGAAGCAAAAUGAGCAUAGGUCUGCUUUCAUUGGUAGAACUGUAAGUUCAGCACUUUCGUUAUAUACUUUAAAUUUCAAUUAACUUGUAACAAAUUAGUACUAAUUUUGGUAAUUAUUAUUGCAGGAGACUGAGAAUAUUAUUUGUUCUUACUGUCAUUCAAUGCCAGAACCUCACCCUCUAAUUGUUCCUAUACUAGAGGAAGUGGGUUUUUCUGGGGUUGCAAAGCUCAGACAUCUAAAAGUGGAUCACGCAUUAAUCACAGCUUUGGUUGAAAGAUGGAGACCUGAGACUCAUACAUUCCAUUUUCCAACUGGAGAGUGCACCAUAACACUGGAGGAUGUUGCACUUCAACUUGGCUUAAGAGUUGAUGGUUUACCAGUCAUUGGCCCAACAUUAUAUGACUGGGAGGAAAUGUGCUCCACCUAUCUCGGAAUCAUGCCAGUUAAAGGUGAGUCACUAAUUGGCUCUAUGAUUAAGUUAAAGUGGUUAAGAGAUAAUAUGUUAGAAUUACCAGAGGAGCCAUCUCAAGAACAACUUGAUGCACAUUGUAGAUCAUAUAUAUUAGGGUUAAUAGGAGGUGUUUUGAUGCCUGACAAAACAGGCAAUAAGGUACAUCUUAUGUAUUUAUCUUUAUUAAUAAAUCUUAGAAGAACAAGACGAUAUAGUUGGGGGUCGGCUUGUUUAGCUAUGUUAUAUAGGGAAAUGUGUAGAGCUACAAAUGUUAGUAGCAAAACAAUGGGUGGUUGUGCAUCUCUGUUACAAUCUUGGGCAUGGCAUCGCAUGCCAUAUAUUGCGCCUAUUUCCAGGUUACCAGCAUCAUUCCCUCUAGUCUGUAAAUGGAGCGGGGGCAGAGUUUUAAACUUUCAAAAUGUACCUCAUAAUGAUGUUGUUGGAUAUAGAUCAAGGUUUGAUCACAUUCAGAAUGAUCAGUUUUUAUGGGCGCCAUAUGGAGUAUUGCAAACAGCAAUACCGAUGCAAGCAUAUAGAGAUGCUCUGCUAUGGACAUCAUGCACCUCCAUUAUUUGUUUUGCAAUUGUUGAAUGGCACCAAUCUGAUAGAGUGAAAUUGCAAUUUCGUCUCUUCCAGGAUGUCCCUUCUCCACCGAAUAAUUUGGAUAACCUGCACAACAUUGACAUGAGGGGAAGACAAGAUGAAAAUUGGGUUACAAGACAUGCUCAGUGGAUCGACAUAUGGAACAAUAGACGUGAGCACACAUUGAUGGGUCAUCCAAUGCAAGGCCCACUGUUUCACACACGAGAAUACAUGGAAUGGUACAUGGCCAAUUCCAUCUAUUUUUUAUCUGUGCCACGACUACUACAAGAUCCAAGGACCCAUCAACAACAAAGGACUUCCACAACAUUUGAGACUGGUCGAACUUCCAUGCGAUCGCAUGAAGAGACUGGUCAGCAUGUAUCAAAUCCUUAGUACGUCACUCCUGAACAAAACAUAAUUGACAGACGACAU